Dermochelys coriacea (leatherback sea turtle) is the source of this 3005-nucleotide messenger RNA. RefSeq names its product family with sequence similarity 228 member B (gene FAM228B). Lineage: Eukaryota; Metazoa; Chordata; Testudines; Dermochelyidae. The transcript is spliced from 11 exons. The record is from RefSeq and is a predicted model, not a curated record. Bases 232 to 1485 code for a protein of 417 amino acids.
CUCCAGGGCCUCACCUUACUACGAGAGAUGAGGGGAACCCGCACUUUAGCCCUUCCCCCGCGCCCCUCCGGAACCAUCGGACCUAAUGCGGACGGCGACCCCACUUCUUACCUAGCUAAGCAGCACUGCAGCGCCUUUCUCAACUGGAGGGCGGGCCUUUAGUCUCUGUACCCUGAUUCGCUGAGGCGGAACGCCUUCUUUUCGGAUUGGUGGAGUGCCCUGUCCAUCAUAAUGAAGAGGCGCGGGCUGGAGUUGCCAUGGGAGCGAGGGACGCGUAACCACCACAAUGGCGGCGGGGCACGAGCUCUACAGUCACUGACUCUCCCCGCUCUCAGCUCGGGCUGGCCUGAUUUAAUAACGUCCCUAGAGGCAAGGAGGGGAAGUUUGGAUGAAGACUGGCUCUUAAGGGUUUACUGUCCAGAAUCCCAAAGCAUGUAUGAUGUGCAAACUCCAGAACAGCCUGUCCAGGGAAUCUCACCAUCAGUGUCUGAGAAGAUCAGAACAAUAAGUACUCUGUGCAAAAGAAAAUCUUCAAAAGAUUGGCUACUGCAGGAGCCCUCAACUACUUUGCAGCCCUGUUCAGGAGCGUCUAACAUGGGUGGUUCAGACAACCACUGGCUACUAAAGCUGAAAUGUCCAAGGUCCCAGACAGAGUAUGACCUGCAGACUCCAGAACAGAGGGCCACUUCAUCCUUGGCUAGGCGCAGAUCCCCAAGAACUUUUGUCAGAAGUGCUUCCGAGAGGAAAAAAGCUUGCGAAGAUUGGCUAACGCACAAGCGUUUUUCUCAAGUGCAGGCAGUAUCUAAUGAAGGCCAAGAUAUUAUUGCUGCUACCCAGUCCAUCUUGGACAGAGAAAAUUAUUUUGUAAAGGAGGUGGACAAGUAUUUGAAACACAGAGAUUUCUUAGAGCUGAGAAAGAAGGAGAUCCAGUACAAGAAAUGGCUGGAGUGUGUUUCAGAGCCAUUGCUGCAGAAAAUUGAGGACAAAGUUGACAGCCAGUCAAGUAAAGAAAUAGAGGAAAGGAAACGAAAGCAGCUCUCUCUAUAUUUAAACUACUGUAAUAAGAAGGGCAAGGUGGCUUUGGAAGAUUAUGAUGCUUCAGAGUACGACCCUCUCUUCCUGAAUACACAUCCCACCUACUCGAAGGUGUCAACUCCACCUUUACACGAUCCACUGUUAAAAGAGGUACAAGGAAGAUUUCUUGAGGGUGGUCUUAUCCAGCAAUGUGAGACAGGAAGAAUAUACUCGGCCAAAGAAAUGAACGACCUAUAUAAGGCAAAGUUGCCAUUGCUUCCUUUAGGCCGGAAGAUGAUGGAUGCUGCUGAGUGGCUGAAAAUACCCCCAGGAUACGUAGAAAGUGAGAUUCGUCAGAGGAAGAGGCGAAGAGUGAAGAGAAACCAUAAUGCUGGCACCCUGGACUUCAAGGCCUGGGCUGACAGCACAUGUCCUCCCACCCUUUGGAAAGAGGAGAUGUAUAUCUACUAGAAAGUCAAAUUUGGGAUGUGCACCCAGGACCUUCUGCAAAGCAACUGACCACUUGGCAGUCAUCUUGAUGAAAUGCAAUAAAGCAGUCUUGCUAACCAUUCCUUUCUGAAGUGCCAACUGCAUCAGUACAGAACCCAAAGAAAUGCAAAAUACUCUGCGCUACAUGGACUUCCAGCCCUGGUAACCAUACUGUAUAGACUAAAAAUCUGAGAAAGGUAAAAUGGCAGGAGCUUCAUUUAAAAAUGUCACUGCAUAGGGACAGAUGACAAUGCUAAAACACUGAAGUUUAUUGCAAUGCUGUGAAAUGUUUGCAUUGAAAAGAGAAAUAAAUCACCAGCAUUUUCCCUACCUUCCCAGCCAUUAUAUAGCCUGUCUUUUUAACAAUCCCAGAGACUGCCUAACUACACAAACAACAAGCAAGACAGGAAAAGACAUUUCUAGAAUCUGCACAUUACUACAUAAGGUACUCUAUUACGACUCCUGGUCUGAUUUACUUCUGAUAUCAAAGUGUGCAGUGAAAACAUGUUAGGGAAAGCAGGUCCCUGGGUUGUCCUUUUCAUGACCUUGAGGGAGAUCAGCAUUCACUUACUAGUUCCAGAUCUCAUUUAUUUUUCCAUAGGCCAGAACUCUGAGGAUAGGGCACCUUGAGAACCUCAAAAACAAAUCCUCUGUCUGAAUAACGAGCAAAUCAAACUGCCCCUUUAGCCAGCCAACCUACCUUAGUUUGAUGGGGGACAGGUAAGUAUAGCUUCUGUAGUAGUUAAACAACAUUCUCAAGCAACUGUUUGAACUGGUAUUUACUUCACUGUUAAAACUCUGUAAGUGAAAAUAAAUAUAUGCGUCUGAAGUAUAAAAUAAAGUUUGCUUACUAAUAUCAUGCCACGUUUGAAAGGUUUUCUGCUGGACACUUAUAAGAUGCACAAACUGAGAUGACUUUUAGCAACAAAUGGUCCUAGAAAGAUGGAGUUAUCCCCACCAGGCAUGGAAAUAGAAGGCGCAUAUUUGUGGAAGACCAGUACUUACUAUUCCAGCUGUAUUAACUUCUGCCAGUAUCUACAAAUGGAUAGUUUCAAUACCUUUAAAAUAUUAGGCCAUUACCCCGUCUCACUAGGGGUUGGCUGCAAUUAAAUACAAAAUGCAAAGGUUUGGCAAUCACACCUUAUUUUCUCACAACAAAAUACUGUCCCCUUAAGAUAUAUAAAACAAACAUGAUUCCCAUCAAUUAGAUAGAUAGACACAAUCUCUCAAAAGCUGCCAAGUUUUUUUUUUUUUUUUUUUUUUAUUUAGGACUAGAAAAAUUGAACCACAGAAAACAGUUAAAACAGAGGGUCUGACUUAAGUCCAGCAAAGAAACGGUAUUCAGGCUGGUAAUCAAGUUUGAAACUCUGUUAGGCAUUAUUAGGUAUUGUAGCACCUGUGGGAUACAAAUUCAUUCAUUGUCUGGAAUUGAAUGCAAUGCUUAAAUAUCCACAAGGAAAAUUCAGGAUGCAAUAACAUGGUUACUAUUUGUCAAACACUUU